This is a messenger RNA of Pseudopipra pipra, 4512 nucleotides long. RefSeq names its product acid-sensing ion channel 1C-like. The coding region runs from base 3670 to 4311 and encodes 213 amino acids. Gene Ontology annotation, cellular component: plasma membrane. Lineage: Eukaryota; Metazoa; Chordata; Aves; Passeriformes; Pipridae. Gene Ontology annotation, biological process: sodium ion transmembrane transport. The transcript has a single exon. The record is from RefSeq and is a predicted model, not a curated record. Gene Ontology annotation, molecular function: ligand-gated sodium channel activity.
GCUUCAGGGCUGGGAUGGCCACAGUGGGGGGCAGAAGCAAAGCAGGGGGCAGUGUUCAUGGGUGUGCUGUUGCCCCAGUGUCACCUCAGUUUGGCCCCAGCUCUUGUGCCAUGUCCCCUGUACAGAAACAUCCCUGUGCCUUCAGCUGACUGCACUCACUCAGGAAGCAGCAUUUCCAGUUUUGGAGGCUGCUUUCCUUUAUGCCGUGGCUUUGCCCAUACUAUUUUGCUCUCUGGGGUGGGGUACCUCGAGAUCACCCACAAGGUUACCCCUGGGCUGGCAUCCCCAAGUCCAGGGUGGGCAGUACUCCAAUGUGUUCCCAUUCACGUCCCCAUCCCCAUUUUGCUCCAGUGAUGACUGUUCUCGGGGGUGUUCCUAUGCUGGGGUGAUCACUCCUGCAUGCUGUGUCCAUGCCCAGGGCCUGCCCAUCAGCUGCAUGUCCCAGUGGGGAUGUGGGAGCAGGGCUGGAUGUCCCAGAGGGGAUGUGGGAGCAGGGCUGGGUGCCCCAGGCGUGCAGGAGCAGGACCCACCGGCAUCACACACAUCACAGCUCGUUUCCCUCACAUGAAAACGUUUGGCUGGAAGCUUAGUGUGGCCUCUUGUCUCCUUGGAGCAAUCAGGAUUUGUCACCGCUUGCAAUGUUUAACGUCGUCUUCCAGAGGCUAAAUACCAUGGGGAGCCGUGUAAGCCGUGGAAAUACCUGCGUGAGCUGGGAUCAGCCUGAGGCUGGCACAAUAGGCUGGCAGCACUGCAGAUGGGGGACUGGGAGUGCAUGAUGCUGGUCCUCAUGCCCCCAGUGCUCACGGGUGGACUGGUGCGAGCCAGGGUCAGGAUCCUGGGGGUCAGCACCUUGCUCCCAUAGGGCUCUCCACAACAGGGGGCAGGGAAACAAGUCUCAGGGGCAUGAAGAGGACUUGGGGGGCCCCAGAGCUAUGUGGAGUGGGGAGGAAGAUGCCAGGGCCCCCACCAAUCUCUGACUGGGAUCUGCCUGCCAAGGUGCAGGCAGCUAUUUCUGUCAAGGUCAGCGUGUCUCCCAGGCAGAGAGAGGAAAAUGAGGAAUUGUGUCAAGAAAUUACCUCCCUAAUGGGGUCUCCCCUGCACAUCAGCGUGGUAUGGGGAUGCUGUCAUGCAGUGGUUGAGUGAGGAGACUGGCACGAGGUGUGGAAAUGCUGCCACCCUACCCCUCAGGUUGCAAGAUUCUUAAGUACCCACCAAGCAGAGCAGAGUGCCGAGAGGCCCACAGCCCAGUUGCUGUUCUUGGCUGCACAUGUGUGCUACCGCCUGCAAGGUGCUUUUCUGGGUCAGCUGCAGGGACAAAAUCAUGUUCCUGGUGCAGGCAGGCUCUCCUCUGCCCUUCCUCCUCCUCCUCCUCAUGCACUCCCUGUUAUCUAAUUGGAUUUGUCAUGCUGGAAAGGCAAAGCCCCUCAGGACUGUGCUGUGUGCUUGCCAGUGUGAUUUCACAGCUGGCCUCAGCACCCCAGCAGCCGACAAGUGAGUAACUCAGCUGGACGCCACGGGCACCCCUGCUCUCCCCCUGCUCCCCCACAGCCAUGCCCAUCUGCCUAGGGCUGCAGGAGAUAGGGGACAAGGCCACAACCACCACAAGGACCUUCUCCUCCAACCCUGCACAACACUGGUCCCUGUCCCUGAGCUGUCUGUCCCCGUGUGCCCCAGCCUCUGCCUCUCAUCCCCAUCCCUCACCCUGCUCCAGGGUGAUUGCGAUGCUGCCCGGAGAUGUCUGAACCGACACGAGAUGGAAGCGUUCAGAGAAAUGACAUUUUCUCCAGCCUGGGGAGUUCAUCCUCCGCUUAAAGAAAACUAAUAUAGAAGCUGCCUUAGUGUGCUGGGGCUGAUGGUAUCAGGAUGGCAGCCGCCGGCGCUCACAGCCGUGAUAAAUCUCAGAAAGGAGCAGGCUUCGAGCCGGCUCCAGCCGCCCCACGGAGGGGAUGAGCCUUGUCCCGGGAGUGCUGCGGGGACACAGGAGCUGGAGGGGACAGCUCAGGGCAGCUACGGUGGGGUGACCCACGGCGUCCCGAGGAUGCAGGGAGCAGGCAGCCCGCGACGGGAUUGGUGCCGGCGCUGAAUUCGGCGGCGGGGCUACGGCAGGAGCCAGAGAGCUCAGCGGCCCGGUCCGGCUCGAGGGCUGCCCUGGGGAUGGGGGGCCGGGCUGGGAGGGCGGACGGCAGCAGGGAGAGCGCGGGGCCCUGCUGCCCUCUGCCGGAGAGCGCCCGCCCCGCACCCGCCGCCCGCGCUGCGAGUGCGGAGUGCGGAGUGCGGGGUGCGGGGUGCGGGCUGCCAACAAGGGCCAGAGCUGGAACCCUGCGCGCCUUUGGGCUGCACUUCUCCCUGCAGAGGGGUAGAGAGUGUGAUGGAGGGGAGUGCACUGCCCUGCCACCCUGGAGUGCUGCCCUCGGUGCCUAUCCUAUUCCUGACCUGCCUAGCUUCCUUCUGUACUUGUAACCAAGCUGCCAGAUGGGAUCCUGGGCGGUUCCCUGUCAUGGCUAAAGUUACACCUUGCUCAGGCGUCAAGGCCAGCGGCACAGAUGAUGCUGGGAGUCACUGCUAAGGUGAUCUGGAGCCCCCCUUGUUCCAAUCCCUCCUGCCACCAACUGCCCUCCUCCUGCCCAGGCACAACGGAACUCAGGGGUGUUGCCCUUGAAGAGGCCCGGCAGCCCUAACUUGACCCAAGACCGUGGAGACGGCGGGACCCACCCCCCAUCCUCGAUGCUAGCCCACGUGGGGCGGAUGCCAAAGGCAGGUGCCUAGAAGCAGCAGCAGCAGGAGAUGAGAGGCUGCAGGGACCGCGGUGCUGAGCUUUGAAGGCACCUGACAGGCUGUCGGGGUGCUGCCAGCCACGCUUGACAGCCGGGUGCAAACACUCCCCCGCUACUGCUGCGCUCUGAUCACAGCCUUGCCGUCACUUCAAAGAGCCUGCCGGGCUCAGGUGGGCUCCCACGCAACCUCCCACCAAAUGGUUCCACUCCUCCUGACCCACAGUCCUGCUUCUCCCACCCCACAAGGACCAGAUGAACUGAGGUCCACAGCUCCAGGGCCAGUGAUACCAGGGUACAGCCUUGGAGCCCAAGGUAGAUAUGAUCCUGAGCAGCGCUGGCAGGAGGUGAUGGCCUCCCAGGCCUAGCACUGUCCUGCCUCUAUGGAGCAUGGUCUUCAGCCCCAGAACAGGCACAGUCGUGGACCCUGCGGGUCCAAGCAGUAUUUCAUGGGGGCUACAGUGCCAUGCUUGGCAAGGGACAAUGGGGACAAGCUGAGGCGCAGCAUCCCCAGGCACAGGGUUCACACAGUGUGGCUGGGACAGGUCAUUGCUAUCCAGACACAGGUGUACACCAAGCUGGAACACUGGGGGCGGCCAGUUCAACCUGCCUGGGGUGAGGCAACCCUGCUGUCCCAGCCUGGCUCAAGGAGGAAUUUUCCAUUCCCGAAUGGAGGUUGGGGGAAGGCGUGUUUGUAGCAGCCCCCUCCUCUCCCUCCCCUCACCCGUCACCAGAGCAGCUCAGGAAGGCGCCUGCCACGUUCGUUUCCAGUCUCCAGGAAGGUGCGGAGAAAGAGCCUACAGGGAGGGAGAGCUCCCUGGAGGGGACCAGGGACCCUGGGUAGCCUCAAGGGCAGCCUGCACCUCUGCAUCCCAGAGGAGCCACCCUGCCUGCAGCCAUGCCACUGCCCAUUGCCUGCUGCCAGGACAGGGAAGUUCUGACAUCAUCUCAGGACAGCAGCGCUGCCCAGCUUGCCGUUGGCAUCCUGCGAGCCACCCGGAUUCCCGGGCUGCACUACAUGUGCACCCGGCCGCAGUCCCGCCUGCGCCGCCUGCUCUGGAGCCUGGCCUUCCUGGCCUCUGCCGGGCUGCUGGCCACCGGCACUGCCGACCGCCUGCACCACCUGCUCUCGCACCCUGUGCACACCCGGGCACGCCUCACCUGGGCUCCCCAGCUCCGCUUCCCAGCCGUCACCCUCUGCAACCCCAACCGGGCGCGCUUCCUGCACCUCACCAAGCCUGACCUCUACUCGGUGGGACAGUGGCUGGGGCUGUCCCGGGAGAACCGCUCGCUGGUGCCCGAGAUGCUGGCCGUGCUGGGGGAGGACCGGCGUGCAUGGCUGACGCAUCUGGCCAACUACUCGCGCUUCCUACCACCCCGCCGCUCCGAACGCACCAUGCAGAGCUUCUUUCACCGCCUGGGCCACCAGAUCGAAGACAUGCUGGUGGAGUGUCGUUUUCAGGGAGAGCGCUGUGGCCCCCAACACUUUGCCCCUGUGAGUCUCCUCCUGGCAGGAGCAGGACAGCUGGGCUGGGAGUGACGCUUCACCCCUGCUUCAGCAAGGGUGGAGCAGUGACAUCAUCAGGAGUGAGGCUGAGAUGAACCCUUCCAAGAGCCAUGCAAGACUGUACCUCCCUUCUAGCACCUCCAUGGAAUUGGAAAGGGGUUCCAGGACCUCAUCCUGCUUGUAGAACACCCUGCCAGAUCCCUGCCUGCUCCUUUACCCCUCCCCUUUCUCCAU